AUGGUGGACUUCAGUCCGGCCACUGACAAGAACGUCGUCUUCCGUGACAGCGAAACACACUCUCCGGCGCACGAACCUGCACCUCCCGCCGCCGGCCCCAGAAAGAUCUUGAAAGCCCUAUAUGUCUCAGCGGUCAUAUUACUCCUGUUCCUUAAUUACUUCUUGGCCCAGUUCGACAAGUUUGUGCUAUCAUACUUUCAAAGCGAGGUCCUGGAAUCCUUGCAGUUGACUUCCACCCAAUAUGGCAUCCUGUCUGGCUACGCCGUGGGCAUCCUCUAUGCGGUGCUUGCCAUCCCAAUGGCGUACAUCGCAGACUACACUGAAGCCAGAGUCUGGGUGCUUUCAGUGGCCGCGUUGUGGUGGAGUCUAUGUGUCCUCUUCCAGGGAUACAGCCAUAACUUCUGGCAGAUUCUGCUAGCUAGGAUAGGCAUGGGGAUUGGGCAGUCGCCCGUGGAAGCACUCAGUAUCAGCUUGAUCAGUGAUCUGGUGCCUUUGAAUUGGAUCUUUGUCUGUGAGAGCGUCUUCUACAUCGGUGUCUAUGUUGGCGAAGCGGUCAGCGGUCAGAUCGCCACUGCCUUUGACAAAACAAAUACUCCUUGGAGUGACGCCUUGAAAGCAGUUGGCAUCGUCGGUAUGGUACUAUCAGUCGUCACCAGAGUCGUCCUCCGAGAACCUGUCCGAAAGCCAAACGCCGUCGGACAACUCUCCCGUACAAUACGGGAACCCGACCAAAAUGACCAUGUAGAACCCACCCGGCUCGAACGUGGGAACCGCAUGUUCAAACUGGCUCUCAGACAGAUCGUCUCGAUGAAAUCCUUCUGGAUCCUAGCACUGUCUUCUGGUGCCAGGCAGUUCUCGGGGAACGUGUUUGGAUGGUACAUGCCUUCUUACCUGUCCUCCAUUUAUCCGUCUCAGUCGGAGCUGCUCUCACGAUACGGCAUUAUUGUCGGCGUGGUAGGUUCUGUGGCUGUCGUCCUUGGUGGUGUUGUUUCCAGCUUGAUGUCCGAGCAUGCCACAGCUGUACUUUACCUCACGGGAAUCGGUGGUAUGGUCUCUGCGCCCUUUGUCAUAUGCAUGGUCUUCAGUCGAAGCCUGGCUGGUGGAAAUGAGGAAGCUGGUGUUCGCAUCCUGUACGGCGUCAUGAGUGCUGCAUAUUUGACAGCUGAGCUGUGGCUCGGCGCCUUCGCCUCGCUUCUGGCGCUUCUUUUCCCUGCACGGACAAAGACUUUCUGUCUCGCAAUCUACACGAGCACCAUUGUCUUCCUCUACUCCAGCGCCCCUCAAAUCAUUGGCCUGGCAUUGAGGCAUUAUGAGCCGGGUAGUCCUGCAUAUAUUGAGAAAACGAGAGACAUCCUCGCCAUUUUGAUACCAGUGGGAUAUUGGGUGGCAGGGAUCGGCUUUCUGGUCAGUAUCAAGAUGGUCAAGAGCGACAUUGCCGCUGGACGAUGCGCAGACGAGGGAAAUGGAACGUAUGGCUUCUCGAGACCCAUCAGUCUACGGAGAAAGCUUGCCUUUGGGGGCUUUUGCCUCGUCCUGGCAGCGUUGACCGUAGCUUUGCUUGUCACCAGCUUGACGGUGACGGACUAAGUGACUCGCGCCUCAAGGUACA
Messenger RNA from Exophiala xenobiotica, 1609 nucleotides. RefSeq lists its product as uncharacterized. NCBI's taxonomy places the organism in Eukaryota, Fungi, Ascomycota, Eurotiomycetes, Chaetothyriales, Herpotrichiellaceae. Bases 1 to 1587 code for a protein of 528 amino acids. The record is from RefSeq and is a predicted model, not a curated record. Gene Ontology annotation, biological process: transmembrane transport. The transcript is spliced from 2 exons. Gene Ontology annotation, molecular function: transmembrane transporter activity. Gene Ontology annotation, cellular component: membrane.